AACCCGCCGUUGAAGAACCCGCCGUUGAAGAACCCGCCGUUGAAGAACCGCCUUCUGAGGAAGCGCCUACUGAGGAACCACCUGCUGGGGAAUCAUCGGAAGAAACUCCAGCUGAAGAAGUCCCGGCAGAAAAAGAGCCUGCUGUGGAAGAGGCACCUGCUGACGAGCCUGCUGAAGACCCUGCCCCUGAAGAGGAAGCUCCAGCCGAAGAACCUCCGGCAGAAGAGGUACCUGCUGAAGAACCUCCUGCGGAAGAGCCUGCACCUGGGGAAGCUCCCGCCGAAGAGGAGGCUCCUGCUGAAGAACCCGCCGCUGAAGAACCUCCUGCUGAGGACGCUGCUCCUGAAGAGUCUGCUGCGACUGAAGAGCCACCAGCAGAAGAAGCUCCCGAGGAACCCCCUGCUGAAGAGCCUAUGCCCGAAGAAGCUGCUGAAGACCCUCCAGCAGAGCCCGCUGAAGAACCUGCACCAGAAGAAGUUCCCGCUGAAGAAGCCCCCGCUGAAGAGCCAGUUGCUGAAGAACUACCUGCAGAAGACCUGCCAGCUGAGGCUCCCGCUGAAGAGACUGCUCCUGAAGAGGAACCAGUUGCUGAGGAAACUCCCGAAGAAGCUCCUGCUCCGGACGAGCCUGCGCCAGAGGAGACACCCACUGAACCAGCUGCUGAAGAAGCUCCCCCGGCUGAGGAGCCACCUGCUGAAGAGCCUGCUCCUGAAGAACCGCCUGCUGAUGCUGAUGGUGGAGAAUCAUCUAAGGACGAUCACCUUGCAGAAGCCGCCGCUGCUGCGGGGGCUGUGGCAGCCGGAGCAGCAGGUGCUGCAGCUAUACAUUCGCGCAGAAAGAAGCGACGGUCUACAGAUGUGGACGGCGAACGACGCCACUCUAGGAGCUCAUCUUAUGGAUAUCGCGAUCUCGAACGCGGCGGCAAGGGUGAUGGUAACGCCAUCACGAACCGUUGGGUGAAGGCAUUGGGAGAAGCCAAAAGAAAGCAUGAAGAGAAGGCCAAGCACGAGGAUAAGCGAACAAAACACCACAAAGUCGCCGUUAUCGAAAGAGGCCGCCGAUCAGAGGAGCGGGAACGAGAGCGCGGAGAAUCGCAACCAAGGGAGCAAAGACGAUCUAGACGUGCUUCGCGGUCUGAACGAACUGAACGAACCGUUGGGAAGGAAAGCGAAGUCCUCGAAACCAAAUCAAGACGUCGGAGUUCGGUAAGCUAUGAGCGAGACUUGGCCUCCUCGAAGCACGCGGCGAUGUCGGCUUCUUCAGCACCAAAGCCUCGAGCCUUCCUGAAGUACAUGAACACGGAGUCCGACACGAACGGUCCCUUGCUUAUGAUUAAUGGCCACAAAGCCUCUGCCAACGUGCGCUACCAUGACCACGGUCAUGGAAGUCGUCGGUCUUCGAAGAGCUAUGCCCAUAGCCACAGCCACAGCCAUAGCCGCACCCGUGAUGAGGGAAGGAAGUCACUCGAACGUUCACACUCCACCAGAUCUCGCCACAGCAACAAGGACGACGGCGAUGAUGAAGCAGCCCGACGAGAAGAGCGAGAAGCAAGACGGGCACGCAGAAAGGCCGCUGAAGAGGAGGAGAGGAAGCUCAAGGAGCAGCAAGAGCAGGAAGAGCAACAGAAGCAGCAAGAACAGCAACAGAAGGAAGCUGAGGAGAAAGAAUCUCGUCAUCGCCGGCAUUCGGGCGAGAAAGAGCACCGUCAUCGUUCUCAUCACCAUCGAAGUCGACAACUUGAGACUCCUCAGCCUCCGCGGCCGUCGAAAUUGAGACAGAUUCUUAAGGCUACUGUUGUGGUUUGUUGAUUUGCUUCGGUUUUGU
Aspergillus glaucus CBS 516.65 is the source of this 1824-nucleotide messenger RNA. RefSeq lists its product as uncharacterized. Bases 414 to 1808 code for a protein of 464 amino acids. The record is from RefSeq and is a predicted model, not a curated record. Lineage: Eukaryota; Fungi; Ascomycota; Eurotiomycetes; Eurotiales; Aspergillaceae. The transcript has a single exon.